AUGGCUGCUCCAAAUGGCGUGACGUCACGCGGGACGUCCCUGUGCCCAUUUCUGCAAGUGAUCUGUAACUUCCGCGGCUCGGUGAACCAAGGCCUGGCUCUGGAAGUGGGGGAGAGCGUUCACAUCCUGGAGAAGUGUGAAGGCUGGUACAGAGGAUUCUCCACCAGGAAGCCACACGUCAAGGGUGUAUUUCCUGCCAGUUACAUCCACCUGAAGAAAGCCAUUGUCACAAACAGAGGGUAA
Knipowitschia caucasica is the source of this 243-nucleotide messenger RNA. NCBI's taxonomy places the organism in Eukaryota, Metazoa, Chordata, Actinopteri, Gobiiformes, Gobiidae. The record is from the annotation of a GenBank genome assembly.